Messenger RNA from Aspergillus luchuensis, 342 nucleotides. RefSeq lists its product as uncharacterized. Lineage: Eukaryota; Fungi; Ascomycota; Eurotiomycetes; Eurotiales; Aspergillaceae. The coding region runs from base 1 to 342 and encodes 113 amino acids. The transcript has a single exon. The record is from RefSeq and is a predicted model, not a curated record.
AUGGCACAGUCCACAUUAAGCAUGAAUCAACGCACAUUCCAUUUCCAGGCAAACCACGCCCAAAGCUACCAAUAUUGCAUGUCUACACUCAAAAUGGAACUGUCAAGACAGGGUGAAACGCGUCAGCAGAACUCUAGUUCUGAGACAACAAUAUGUGUGCCGUCCACCGUGCUUGGGGAAGCCUUCCACGGGCAAGAGGUGGUGAGGCCGCGUAGAGAAGACUGGUACGGAGGUGCAGAUGAAAAACUCAGCGGAAAAGUUGCGUUGUCCAUGGAUCGUCAUGAACAGGGCAUGAUUUUACCUCUCUUGUAUGAAAACUUCCUUACAUUGAAUAGACAAUGA